Messenger RNA from Eufriesea mexicana, 1612 nucleotides. It is a transcript of the gene Sgsh, whose product is annotated as N-sulfoglucosamine sulfohydrolase. Gene Ontology annotation, biological process: glycosaminoglycan catabolic process; heparan sulfate proteoglycan catabolic process. Bases 68 to 1612 code for a protein of 514 amino acids. The transcript has 10 exons. The record is from RefSeq and is a predicted model, not a curated record. Lineage: Eukaryota; Metazoa; Arthropoda; Insecta; Hymenoptera; Apidae. Gene Ontology annotation, molecular function: N-sulfoglucosamine sulfohydrolase activity.
UCUUGCACCGAUACGUGGCUAAUUUGACGUGCUCUUUAUCAGUUCUGUCUAUAUCUAUAAAAGUACAAUGUUAAAAAGGAAUAAAUUAUAUUACUUUAUCUGCCUUAUCUUAUUAGAGUUGCGUAAUAUAAACGCAAACGCACCGAUUAAAAACGCUGUUCUACUUUUGGCUGAUGAUGGAGGAUUUGAAAUGCGAUCAUACCUGAAUAAAAUUUGUCAAACUCCUAAUUUAGAUAAAUUGGCAAAAGAAAGUUUGUUAUUUAAUAAUGCAUACUCUUCAGUGAGCAGUUGUUCUCCUAGUCGUUCUGCUUUACUGACUGGUUUACCAAGUCAUCAAAAUGGAAUGUAUGGUCUUCACAAUGGAAUUCAUCAUUUUAACUCAUUUGAAACUGUACAAAGUUUACCAAAAAUAUUAAUGAAAAAUCAUAUAAGAACAGGUAUCAUUGGUAAAAAACAUGUAGGUCCAACCAAUGUAUAUCCAUUUGAUUUUUCACAAACAGAAGAAAAUAAUUCUAUACUUCAAGUUGGUCGAAAUAUUACUAAAAUUAAACUUUUGGUCAGAGAAUUUCUUUCUCAGAAUAAAACACAGCCCUUCUUUUUAUAUGUUGCAUUUCAUGAUCCUCAUCGAUGUAGUCAUUCACAUCCAGAGUAUGGGAAUUUUUGUGAAAAAUUUGGUAAUGGUGAUAUUGGUAUGGGUACUAUCCCGGAUUGGUAUCCAAUAUAUUAUCAAUGGGAACAAGUCAAAGUACCAUAUUUCGUUCAAAAUACAGAAGCUGCUAGACGUGACAUUUCUGCUCAAUAUACCACCAUUUCUCGUUUAGAUCAAGGUGUAGGAUUAGUCUUAAAAGAACUGGAAAAUGCUGGCUUUAAAGACAAUACAUUAGUCAUUUACACAUCUGAUAAUGGUAUACCAUUUCCAAAUGGUCGAACAAAUUUAUAUGAACCAGGAUUGGCAGAACCUAUGAUGAUAAGGUCACCAAUUUCUAACCAUAGAAAAAAUAGUGUAACAUACAGCUUAACAUCUUUAUUGGAUAUUGUACCAACAUUAUUAGACUGGUUUAACAUACCACAUAUGAAUUUAUCUCCAUUUGAUACAAAUGAAGUAACUCCUCCUCCUUUAACUGGAAAAUCACUUCUUCCACUUCUUGUUCAAGAACCCACAGAAAAUGACACAGCUAUUUUUGCCAGCCAAACACAUCAUGAAGUUACUAUGUAUUACCCCAUGCGUGCUAUUAGAACUAAAAGACAUAAGCUCAUACAUAAUAUUAAUUAUAGAAUGCCAUUCCCUAUUGAUCAAGACUUUUAUCUUUCACCAACUUUCCAGGAUCUUUUAAAUAGAACUAGAAAUAAACAACCACUCCCAUGGUAUAAAACAUUAGAAAGUUAUUAUGAGAGACCAGAAUGGGAAUUAUAUGAUCUAAAAUAUGAUCCAGAAGAAAGAAAUAACAUUGCUUUUAAAUCAUCAGAAAAACAAACAUUCAUGGAUUUACAAGAAAGGUUAUUAAAGUGGCAGAAAAUAACUAAUGAUCCUUGGCUUUGUGCACCUAGAGGAAUCCUUGACAGUAUUGGAAAUGCAGAUCCCCAAUGCAUGCCACUUGAAAACUUUAUUUGA